AUGACGCCAGAACUUUUGGAUAACCCUAAUACAACAAAGAAUUCCGAUAUUAAUACACCGUCUAACGACAUAUGGAAUGUUGCACCAACAAAUUUUUCUACUACAGAUAGUGCUUCAAAUACGAAACAACAAUGUAGAUAUGGUUCCAAUUGUCGUCAACUGUCUGACUCGACACAUUGUGAUCGUUUUCAACAUCCUUCACAAACAUCAUCACUUAAUACAGUGGCUCCUCCUGAUGAUCAACUAUCAAAUAUGAACGCUGAUACUUCGAGUUCAUCGCGUAGUCAUGCAAGUAAUCGUAAUGAUGAUACGCAAAAAGCUUCUAGUAUCGGAGAUACAAUGAAUUCAGGAAGAUCCAAUCAAUCAGAUCAAACAACAAAAAAAACUUUAAGAUCUUGGCGAAAAGAGGAGGGAAUUUGA
Molecule: messenger RNA, 420 nt
Organism: Rotaria sp. Silwood1
Lineage: Eukaryota; Metazoa; Rotifera; Eurotatoria; Philodinida; Philodinidae
Source: the annotation of a GenBank genome assembly